This is a messenger RNA of Cydia pomonella (codling moth), 4173 nucleotides long. RefSeq lists its product as uncharacterized. Gene Ontology annotation, cellular component: SCF ubiquitin ligase complex. The transcript is spliced from 7 exons. The record is from RefSeq and is a predicted model, not a curated record. The coding region runs from base 303 to 1613 and encodes 436 amino acids. Lineage: Eukaryota; Metazoa; Arthropoda; Insecta; Lepidoptera; Tortricidae. Gene Ontology annotation, biological process: SCF-dependent proteasomal ubiquitin-dependent protein catabolic process.
AUCCCGUGUUUUCUUUGCCUUUUAUGUCACAUAAGUUUAUAUGUAAGUGAUACAAAAUACCAAAAAUAAUGAAUUCAUGAUAUGGGAUUGAUAAGGAACUUGAAUUUAUAUUGAAAGUAAUUCAGUUUAGUCAUUCAUUCAAUUUCUGGUAUAGAUGCAAACGUAAUGUUAUGUUAACAAAAACAGUGCUAUAAUUUACGCAGUCAAUAUAAAAGACUGUAAUAAUUUGUUAGUUACAAUAAGAAAGUCUUGUUAUUAUGUCUGAGAUAUAAGAGUUACGGAAACAACGAAGAUUUUUGAGAAUGGUGACUAUAUUGGACAUAUUGAAUGAAGACUGCUGGCGACUUGUACUGAACUUGUUGGCCACUGAAGAUGUUAUCAGGUCAGAGCGAAUCAGCCGUGGUUGGCAGGAUGUAAUCUUCCGGUACCUUCAGGAUGUUGGUAUAAGCAUAGAAUAUCCCUGGUAUGGUCACAGGGCUUCACGUACCCAACGCAUACUAAAAAUGGAGGAAGAUGAUCCGGAGAAGUUUAAACAAUUAACAAGGAAAUGGGGCUCCUGCAUCAAGAAAACGGAUUGUGUAAAUGAACACAGUUUGGAGGUUAUACGAAAGAACUGUCCUGAUUUAGAAGAUGUUACGUUUUAUGGAUUACAAGAAGAUGCCUUAUCAAGUGGAUCAACAAAGACCUUCAAGAAGCUAAAGCGAGUACAUUUCAGGGGCUGCGAUUCUGUAAGGAUACUUCAUACACAUUACGUUAAAACAUCGAAUUUCAAAGAAUGCUUUGCUUUUUGUGGUCUCUACUGCUUUAUACUAAAGGCUUAUUAUGGAAAUACAUGCUGUAUGAAUAAAAAACAGUUGACAGAUAAGUGCGUCAGGCAUUGGCUGAUGAACUACAACAUCGAGGAAUUGGUUGUUUGGGGUGCUGAAGAAAUUACUGGAAAGUGCUUGGUAACUCCACACUCUGCAAAACUAAAGGGUCUAUGCUUUAAAGAGUGUGAAGCAUUGGAUUUCCGUCAUCUACUCUCUGCUGCGAAACACCUAACGCAUUUAAAGAAAUUUGAACUGGUAUAUGUUCCUAGAGAAAUCUUUCAGAAUGUCCAUUCUGUAUUGGAUAAGCUCCCCGAAUUAGAGGAUUUAUGUUUGCGUUGGGAAAAGAAGAUGGAAUUGGGAGAUGAUUGGGCAGAGUCUAUUGGACGGUUGAGAUUACGACGUUUGGAUGUGAGCUUCAACCCUAAUGUGACGGAUGAGUGGCUGGAAAAGGCGUGCUGUGGUUUUGGACGGCUCAAUGACCUGUAUUUAGAAGGUUGUUUAGGUGUGACCGGACGUGGGGCAAAAGCGGCAUGUAGCGUGGCGGGCCCGGCGCUGCAACGUCUGCAGCUCGGCUCCAACGUCAAGAUCAACGAUACCUGCGUCGAGGAGAUCGUCCGGACCUGCCCCAACCUCGUGUGGAUCAAUUUAUCCUACUGUUAUGGUAUAACGGGUGACAUCGUGGCGCGGUUAGGAAAAGCGCGAGGUGUUCGAAACAGAAAGAUGCGGCUCAUAGUCCAGGGCACCGUGGUCGAGGGAUUUGGCAAGGAUAAGUACCCGUGGCUCAUCUUGGACUUCGAAGACUGAGGCUACAUCGAGAUAUAAAGAAAUUGUGAAUAGCGCAAGACAACGUAGACGACGACGAAAUACGAUUAGGUCCUCAUUUCAUAUGGCUUAAAGUUACAAAUAUAAGUUUUAUUUUAUUUUAUUAUAAGUAAUAACCGGCGACACUGACAUGGUAUAGAUAUUUAGAUAUUAUAGGGGUGAGAGUCAGAAUGGCGGGUGUACCUAAAUAAAAUUAAAUGAAAACCAUACCAUAUUUUUGUACCUAAUUCGUACUAUUUAGUACCUUACGGUACACAAAGUUAUCAUCAAAAAACAGUACACCCGCCAUCCUGACAGUCAAAAUGGCGGGUGUACUUUAUUAUGCUAUAUUCCCGUGGUGACUUCACGCCAAAGCUAGUGCUGCCCUCUACAGUUUACGUACGGUUUAUUGUGCAUUGUAGGUUCUGCCAUCUUGUGGGCUACAUUGGAAUCUUAAACUUGACUUUUACACUUCGCGCCAAUAAACGGGACACCUGUGGUGACCCCUACAGUUCAUGCACCUUCUCUAUAGUCUGGGAAACCAGUUUUUUUCAGUAGAAGGCAACAAAUUUCGAUCACUCACACGUGAUUUGAAUUUCGCGCCUUUUUCAGCUGACAAAUUUGUUUGCCAGACUAUAGUUUUAGGGUCGGCAACGCGCAUGUCAUACCUCUGGUGUUGCAGGCGUCCAUAGGCUACGGUGAUUGCUUACCGUUAGGCAGGCCGUAUGCUUGUUUGCCACCGACGUGGUAUACAAAAAAAAUAGUACGCACACAAAAUUAUUAUGACGCUAUUAAAUUUAUAAACCUCUGUCAAAUCUAUUAUAAUUGUUUGUCCCUGUCUAUCAUUUUGACAUUUCUGUUUGUUAUAAAGAGAGAUAAAUUAACUGAGGUUUGCAAGAGGUUGCUUAGUUUAAUGAAUGAGGGAUACUGUCUAAAGCAGCAAUUACAUUAGAUCAUAUAGAUAUAGGACGUCAUGCUCACCAGCAACCCCACAUUGCAUUUUGGCAUUUUUUAUUAUAUGGGCUCUCGUUUAGUAAGUAGAGCCUGAUAAGAUAAGCCUCCGGGGGGAAAGCGUCAACUUUGCUCCCGCUGCGCUAAACGAAGUUGCCGCUUUCCGCCUCCGUCGAGCAGAAAAAUUGUAUGUGCACCACGGGAGGAAACGUUGGACAUUCCAUCCCGCGUGUUUGCCACCCUCGCCUUCGGCUCGGCUAACCACGGUGACCCAUACCCUGAGCCAUGUCAAUAACUUCUAAAAUAUACAUAUUUUUGGUAUCUUUGAAAUAUGGAUUUAUCGGUUUGCUUGCAAUGCGCAUGUAUCUAGAAUUUCAGUAUAUUUACUUUAUUGCACUGAUAGUAAACCAAAAUUGAAUAUUCUAGGCUCUAUUUUCAUUAAAAAAACGCGUUUAGAAUUUUUAUCGUAAUAUACCUUAUAUAAAUGGUUGUUAACUUAGUGGAUACGUACGUUAUUACGUCAAAUUAUGUUUAAAUCAGGAUUUAUUCAUGACUCAGAUGUGAGUCACUGGCCCUGCGGAACUGUUUGAGCAUAACCCAUACGCUGAGUCGCUGGCCCUGAAUGGGUUAAGAGGAAAGGGGACGGCCGUUUCUCCAUAUAAACGUAGUCCCCAUAUUCCACUCUGGAUAUUGUAAUUAUAGAAAAUAUUUUUAUAUAAUUUGAUGUAUAUUAACCAUAGCUAUGCCCUACGUUGACUUUUAGAUGUUUUGAUUAUUGUAAAAGUUAGAAGCAAAAAACAGAUUUCAUGCAAUUUUUAAAUGCUUUUAACUCUUAUAAUAAGUAAAAUUCGAAAAACUUUCGAUUUUUUCCUCCUCCACAGUCGCUACCGCGAAAACCGAAAUUUGCAAAUUGCGGGGAUCUUUCUCUUUUACUCCCACAAAGACGCAAUUUGAGUGAAGAGCCAAUUACAUCUACACUUCGAUUUAGGGCCCGAAAUCAGUCCCGAUUUUGGGCCUGAGAAUCGUUUUCGUUUCACGGAAUAUCAGCACAUCAUUAACAAUAUUUGAAAUGUAAUUUUCAAAUUGCGGGGAUCUUUCUCUUUUAAUCCCACAAAGACGCAAUUUGAGUGAAGAGCCAAUUACAUCUACACUUCGAUUUCGGGCCCGAUUACAUUUCAAAUAUUGUAAACGAUUUGACGACCGGUUUGGCCUAGUGGGUAGUGACCCUGCCUACGAAGCUGAUGGUCCCGGGUUCAAAUCCUGGUCAGGGCAUUUAUUCGUGUGAUGAGAAUGGAUGUUUGUUCCUGAGUCAUGGGUGUUUUCUAUGUAUUUAAGUAUUUAUAAAUAUUUAUAUAUUAUAUAUAUCGUUGUCUAAGUACCCUCAACACAAGCCUUACUGAGCUUACUGUGAGACUUAGUCAAUUUGUGUAAUAAUGUCCUAUAAUAUUUAUUUAUUUAUGUGCUGAUAUUUGGUGAAACGGAAAAAUACUCUUGCUCGGGCCUGAUAAACUGUGGAUGUAAUUGGCACUGUGGAUCUACAUCCAGUGUGUGCAACUAGAACUACACCAUACAAUAGGUACUCUAAUGAGUAAUAAAAAAUAAAUACUCCCAA